Cladocopium goreaui is the source of this 1560-nucleotide messenger RNA. Lineage: Eukaryota; Dinophyceae; Suessiales; Symbiodiniaceae. The record is from the annotation of a GenBank genome assembly.
AUGAAUGACCUGGACGUCCUUUGCGCCCGGAAGAGAUACCUCAAUGGGCAUCUCAAGCUGCCCUGGGAGCACAACUUUGCUGGUGAGGUGCUAGGACAGCAGGGUUCGAAGAAGUCAUCGUUGUUGGAUGUUCCUUCAUGGGUUGGUUUUGGCGAUUACAUGCAGCGUUCUGGCAGUGAUUCACAACCUGAAUAUAUUCAGCAAACAUCAACACACCCUGGUGCGAUGAGACGCAUUGCAAUUGCUGCCACUCUGAAAACAGAUGAUGAGAUGCUUUUCAAAUCUCUGGCAAUGGUCAAGUUUCUACUCCUCAUGGACCUCACUGCAACUGGCCUGGGAGACGUGCUUGCUGGGUUGGUCAUGCAAGUUGGUGGAGAAGAAACGGUGAUUCAAGUUCUCAGGGACACCUUCUCGAAAAGGGCUGCCAGCACUGUUUACAAGCGAGUGUCUUGUUUUUGGCGUUACAGCAAGUGGGAUCAACAAUCUGGCAGAUGCAAUCCAUGGCAUUUUACAGAGCAGAAGGUGUAUGAAUACCUGGCCUUCUUGAGAUCCUCGAAUGCUGCUGCAACUUCGGGACAGUGCUUUUUGGCUGCCCUUGCAUUUAUGCAUGAACAUGUCAGGAUCAAACACUUUGACAAGGACUUCUUGUCGCCUAGAGUCAGAGGCGUCGAGCAUGAGUUGCUGCUGAAAAAGAGGCCGCUACUGCAAGCAAGGGCACUCUACUUGAAGGAAGUUGAAGCCUUGGAGAAUUUUGUCAUUGAUCCCACUGCCCAGUAUGCCACCGUGGUUGCAGCCGGCACCUACCAACACAAGACCUCGGUAACGGCAAUGCAGAAGACCACCUUGUUGCCUCUUCUAGGCUUGGGCAAGUGGUUUGCCGAAGUGCCCUGGGCUGCCUGCUGGCUGGAGAUGAUGGAAGAAGCCUUUGGGCAAGUUGAGGGACGAGCUUUUCUCCUGCCUGCUUUCUCUGAGAAGAGCUUGCAGUGGUUGCCCAGGAAGAUGUCCUCAGCCGAGGGGACACUGUGGCUCAGAGACAUUCUCAAGCUGGCUGGCCAGGGCCGUUGUGUGGAGUCAUUAACCACGCACUGCCUCAAAGUCACCCGCCUUGCAUGGUUUACUAUCAGUGGGAAAUUCACCCUGGAGGAGCGCAGAAUUGCAGGACAUCAUCUGGACAAAGAGCACCGCUCUGCAUUGACUUAUGGCCGAGACAAUCAUUUGGCAGUCCUGAAAAAGGAAGCCGUCCUGCUUCAGAAGGUGAAGAUGGGUCGCUUUGACCCCGAUGAGAGCCGUGCCAGACACAUUGAUCGGGAAAUCGAUGCAUUGCUGCAAGAACAUGUAGAUGCCCAGGAAGGUGAAGACUCCGACUUUGAUCAUUUUGACGAAGUUCAAGAUGGUGUGGACAUAGCUGAAGAUGCCGACAAUUUGGAACAUGCCAUAGUUGACAAUCCGUUGGAUCCUACCUUGACCUACUGGCAGCAUCACCUGUCGGGAACCUUGCACAUUGAACAGGUUCCACUGAAGUUUGAGUGUGGCCGUGCCAUCAACUCCAACUGCUUUUAG